AGGUCCUUUGGGUGUUUCCUGGGCAGCGAGCCGGUGGCUCCUUGGCCUCUUUCCUUCUGCAGACUCUCCCCUCCUCCCCCCUUCCCUUUUGGCCACUGGCAGCUAGGCCUGGGAGGGUUUUCUGGACAGGGGUCCUCCCUCUCAGCCGUGACCUUCACACACGCAGCCCGCCCCCGAUCUUCCACGGACGGACGGGGCCACUGCAGGCGGAAGCAGCUCGCAGCAGCAGCAACAGCAGCAGCAGCAUGGAGCUCUGGGGGGCCUAUCUGUUCCUUUGCCUUGCAUCCCUCCUGCCCCAGGCCACCGCUGAGUCCCCAACCCCCAAGACCAAGAAGGCCCCAGGUGGCAAGAAAGAUGGGGUGGUCCCCAAGAUAUUCGAGGAGCUCAAGAACCGGCUGGACAGCCUGGCCCAGGAGGUGGCGCUGUUGAAAGAGCAGCAGGCCCUGCAGACAGUCUGCCUGAAGGGCAUCAAGGUGCACAUGAAGUGCUUCCUGGCCUUCGCCCAGGCCAAGAGCUUCCACGAGGCCAGCGAGGACUGCAUCUCGCGCGGGGGCACCCUGGGCACCCCGCAGACGGGCCCUGAGAACGACGCCCUGUACGAGUACCUGCGCCAGAGCGUGGGCGCGGAGGCGCAGAUCUGGCUGGGGCUCAACGACAUGGCGGCCGAGGGCUCCUGGGUGGACAUGACGGGAGCUCGCAUCUCCUACAAGAACUGGGAGACAGAGAUCACCGCGCAGCCAGACGGCGGCAAGGCCGAGAACUGCGCUGUGCUGUCGGGCGCCGCAGCGGGCAAAUGGUUCGACCAGCGCUGCCGCGACCAGCUGCCCUACAUCUGCCAGUUCGGCAUUGUGUAGCUGGGCGCGGGGCGGGGGGCUUCUUUGGCCAAUAAAGUUCUAGCAGCUUUGGA
Echinops telfairi (small Madagascar hedgehog) is the source of this 907-nucleotide messenger RNA. RefSeq names its product C-type lectin domain family 3 member B (gene CLEC3B). Gene Ontology annotation, biological process: bone mineralization; ossification. The record is from RefSeq and is a predicted model, not a curated record. NCBI's taxonomy places the organism in Eukaryota, Metazoa, Chordata, Mammalia, Afrosoricida, Tenrecidae. Bases 246 to 854 code for a protein of 202 amino acids. The transcript has 3 exons.